UGUUGACCGGUUUCGGCAUUUCCCAUUCCCUUGUCUGCUUUGAUAUCUACUGAUCUAAUGUAUUCCUCUUCCCGGUCGCAAGACGACCUGACACCACCCGCACCCCCGCCUUCACCCUGUCAUGAGAACUUUAGACGUCAACCAAGGAACGACUAUUUUGCUGGCAUUGCCAUUCAGCUGGUUUUCAAUGGGAAGAGGGCGAAAAAAUUCACUGUGGACCCCCCUGAGGGUGGCCAGGAGCUGUCUGACAGCGACGGCUCGUCUAUCGGAGCCUCAUCUAUCUUUAGCGACCACUCGUCCAAUGACGACAAUAGUUCUAUUGGCACGGAGGCCUGUAAGGAAGAUUCUGCAGAUAUCAAGAGGAUCAAUUUUCGUGGUGUGAUUCCUGGCGGUGAAGUGCCCUCCGGCGAUGAACACUCGUGGCAACCUCCACCCAUGAUUCAGCGAGUGGCUGAGGAGCUUGUUGACGCUUCAUACAUCCUUGUACGACUCUCAAUUGACCUUGAUGAUGCGAUCUUGAGAACGAUCCUUCAGGUGCCUAGUAUCACCCCCCUGAACGAUGGGUCACGGGAAAUUCUUGUCCAGAACGCCUACCUCCCGACUCUGCAGACUAGACUGCAUGAGAUGCACAUUCAGUUUACUUUGGACUUAGAGUAUAACCCACUCACACCUCUUCAAGAGGACGUGGAGUACUGGGGGCUUGAGAACGCCCGGGAACUUUACGCGCUUUGGUUAUGGAAAGGGCCAUUAGGAUUAUCCGGGAAGCCUGGGCUAUUACAGAAAUGUACUACCGUCAACUCGUGAAGCAUUACAAUCGAGGCAUCCAGACUCUUCUGAGGAUGCGUGCUAGAGGCGAGGCGAGGCGAGGCGAG
Exophiala mesophila is the source of this 872-nucleotide messenger RNA. RefSeq lists its product as uncharacterized. Bases 58 to 804 code for a protein of 248 amino acids. The transcript has 2 exons. The record is from RefSeq and is a predicted model, not a curated record. Lineage: Eukaryota; Fungi; Ascomycota; Eurotiomycetes; Chaetothyriales; Herpotrichiellaceae.